AUGACGCCUAGAAACUGCGAGUUUUCCGCAGAUAUCGAAAACAAACCGAAAACUUAUUAUUCUCAUGAGAAUAUUCAUCUAAGAGAACUCAAAGCUCUUCAUACGAUGAAGAUUGAAGCGACAAGCAAAUUCAGACAGUUUCUUGAUGAGGAGAUCUAUAGAACUGUGGUCAGAUGGAAUCAAGAACAUCAAAAGCAUCCAUAUCAUUUUGAUUUCCAUGGGUUGACAAGAAAAAGUGCAGAAUGGUAUAUUCUCGAUGUUUUGGCCAUGAUGAAGAAGAACAAUAUCACUGAAGCAAGAAUUGAGACUGGACGAGGCCGCCACUCCUGGGAUAAUCGACCUAAAAUUAAACCUCAUCUUAUGGAAAUGCUCAACAAACGCUCAAGAUGCUCAGUUGAGCCAGAAAACCACAAUGAUGGGGUUCUCAGACUGAAAAUUUGCUAG
Molecule: messenger RNA, 444 nt
Organism: Caenorhabditis remanei
Lineage: Eukaryota; Metazoa; Nematoda; Chromadorea; Rhabditida; Rhabditidae
Exons: 2
Coding region: 1-444 (147 amino acids)
Source: RefSeq, a predicted model, not a curated record